Molecule: messenger RNA, 1462 nt
Organism: Oryzias melastigma (Indian medaka)
Lineage: Eukaryota; Metazoa; Chordata; Actinopteri; Beloniformes; Adrianichthyidae
Gene: pecr
Product: peroxisomal trans-2-enoyl-CoA reductase
Exons: 8
Coding region: 47-943 (298 amino acids)
Biological process (GO): phytol metabolic process
Cellular component (GO): peroxisome
Molecular function (GO): trans-2-enoyl-CoA reductase (NADPH) activity
Source: RefSeq, a predicted model, not a curated record
UGAUGACGUCACUCCCUGCGUCCACACAGCAGGCUCAUAAACAAACAUGGCAGCGGUGAGCGUGUUCAAGCCCGGUUUGUUCAACCAUAAAGUGGCCGUGGUGACAGGUGGAGGGACCGGCAUUGGUAAAGCCAUCUCUACGGAGCUGCUGGAGCUCGGCUGCAGUGUGGUGAUCUCCAGCAGAAAUGCAGAGAGGCUGCAGAAAGUGGCCAAAGAGAUGAGACAGAAGAUCCCAGCAUCCAGCCCUGCCAGUGUCACUCCUGUGGCUUGUAACAUCCGCAAUGAGGAUGAGGUGAAAAAUCUUGUCUCAUCGGUGCUCAAACAGUAUGGUCGUAUUGACUACCUGGUGAACAAUGGCGGCGGUCAGUUCAGCAGCCCAGCAGAGCACAUGACCUCCAAAGGCUGGAAGGCUGUGAUAGACACAAACCUGACGGGAACUUUCCACUGCUGCAAAGAAGUCUACAGCGCAUAUAUGAAGAAGCACGGGGGCGUCAUUGUGAAUAUUAUUGCAGAGAUGUGGAAGGGCUUCCCUGGCAUGGCACACACAGGAGCAGCAAGGGCAGCGGUGGACAACCUGACCAAAAGCCUGGCCAUUGAAUGGGCAUCUGCAGGAGUCAGAGUUAAUGCUGUAGCACCUGGUACAAUCUUUUCCAAAACCGCGAUGGAGAACUACAAGGAACUCGGGCCGCAACUUUUUAAGACUUCAGUUCCAUUCUCCCCUGCAAAGAGAUUAGGAGUACCUGAGGAGAUCUCCUCUGUUGUGUGCUUUCUGCUCUCCCCUGCUGCCUCAUUCAUCUCUGGAGCCACAUUAAAGGUUGAUGCAGGACAAAGCCUGUACAGAACCAUGUGGGAGAUACCCGACCACCAGGCAUGGCCUGAAGCUCCAGAGGGUGAAAACUUGGCGGCUUUGAAGGAGCUGCUGGAGCCGCAAAGCAAACUUUAAUUGUCUUAUGUGACAAACAGACUAGACAAAAACCCCAACUAACACUUACAGCAUUGUGUUACACAGUUAAGAACAACACAGGUCUCUGCUUAUAAAGACCACUAUGUAAAGUCAAAUUCAAAUUUAAACAAAUUGUAAAUAAUAGACAUCAAACUUUUUUUUUUUUUUUUUAAUGACGCACAAACAUUUUUUUUUGCUUCUCCAUUUGGGCUGUUUGGAUUUACAUUUAAAAAAACAGAUGUUAGAAUGACAAAAAAUAAAAUGUCAAUGUAAGAAAAAAAUGAUUUUAAAGGAGGAAGAACGUUUUCUUGAAGCUUUUUAGAAUCAUUUAAACAAUGGCCUUGUUUGUUUCAUUACAUUUGACAUACCAUCUUCUUUUAUUAUAUAAUAAUUUUUAUUUUAAAAAAUGUGCAUGAUAAAUAUAUGUAUUAUGAACUAUGACACUUUGCUAGGCUUAUGAUAGUGUGUUAAAUUGCUGUAUUUGAUGGUAAUAAAGGUGAGCUCCACUGAUGUGAUAAU